UUGGUUUGAAGAUUGUGAUUAUUGUCAUUGUUUGUGUGUUAUUUGUACCAAUAGUCAUUUUUACAAUUACCUGCUUGGCUAUUCGGAAAAUUCGGAACAGGGACAAGGAGCUACCACAUUCACAAAGACUGAGAAGAGACUCGAUUGGGUCUGGGAAGUCCUGGACAAAUCGGACAAACCCCAAACUUAUGGGUUCCUAUAGAAGCCGCCUAAGUGGACGAUCUGUCACGUCUGACAGUUAUUUUCCAGACUACUCGAAAAAUUCACAUGGAUACAAGUGUUAAAAUAUUGUUAACUCAUUAUUUCCCGAAAAGAAAAAAGUGUGACGGUUAAAUAAGAAAUUACGAAUUUACAUAACUUUAUCCCACUCAUGAUUACACAAGAGAAAUUUAGAAACAAGGGUGUUAAAUUCAUAGAUAAAUAUGUUUGGUGCAUUUGUGGUGAAGCUAUAUAUUCAUUUAUCAAUGACCAUAUAACUCUGUCGAUGAAAACAAUGUUUUAUGUAUGAUAUAUGACGUUUCAUUGGUAGUUUGCAAACAUACUGCGCUAGUUUUUGAAUUAAUCAGUAUCUUGAAUACAGCCUGUUUCUACUUGUAUGUUCCAGAACUCUACAUGACUUAUUCACUGUGUUUGUAAUAUUGAACAAAUGUGUUCUAUUUAUAGGUUAAAUUGAAUGUAAGAAAAUUCUUCUUGCACCUGUCAAUAAUGAGCAUAUUCAAGAAUUUUCUGGAUCCUCUUUUGUGUAAAUUGAUACUUUGGCAUUUUCAUUUAGGAUUUCUUAGGGUAAAUCUUCGUUUUAGAUUAAAAAGCUUUUAGAACAUAACAUUUUGAAAUGAUUUGUUCGUCUGUUAUUAUAACCAAAACCUUUGGAAUAUUUUUUGUGAACCGUUAAAAAAUCAUCAUGCUUUAAUCAUUCCGGAAUUAUUAUAUAUUAAUUUAUGACUGUACAAAAUUAUUUAAAAUUCGGGUACUGUUAACAUUUGUUAAUUAUUAUUUUUGUAAUUUGUUUUAAGAAUAAAUUCCGCU
Molecule: messenger RNA, 1026 nt
Organism: Ruditapes philippinarum (Manila clam)
Lineage: Eukaryota; Metazoa; Mollusca; Bivalvia; Venerida; Veneridae
Source: RefSeq, a predicted model, not a curated record